CGCCGAAGCCGAGCGGGCGCUGCUAGCGGAGGCGCCAUAUUGGAAGGGACAAAACUCCGGCGACAGCGAGUGACACAAAUAAACCCCUGGACCCCCUGGUUCUCUAAGAGCUAAAGGCCCGCGAUGUUGUACUUAGAGGACUAUCUCGAAAUGAUUGAGCAGCUUCCAAUGGACCUGCGGGACCGCUUCACGGAGAUGCGCGAGAUGGACCUGCAGGUGCAGAAUGCAAUGGAUCAACUAGAACAAAGAGUCAGUGAAUUCUUUAUGAAUGCAAAGAAAAAUAAACCAGAGUGGAGAGAAGAACAAAUGGCAUCCAUCAAAAAAGAUUACUAUAAAGCUUUGGAAGAUGCAGAUGAGAAGGUACAGUUGGCAAACCAGAUAUAUGAUUUGGUAGACCGACACUUGAGAAAGCUGGAUCAGGAACUGGCUAAGUUUAAAAUGGAGCUGGAAGCUGAUAAUGCUGGAAUUACAGAAAUAUUAGAGAGGCGAUCUUUGGAAUUAGAUACUCCUUCACAGCCAGUGAACAAUCACCAUGCUCAUUCACAUACUCCAGUAGAAAAAAGGAAGUAUAAUCCAACUUCUCACCAUGCAACAACAGACCAUAUUCCUGAAAAAAAGUUUAAAUCUGAAGCUCUUCUAUCUACCCUAACGUCAGAUGCCUCUAAGGAAAAUACACUAGGUUGUCGAAACAAUAAUUCUACAGCCUCUUCCAACAAUGCUUACAAUGUGAAUUCCUCCCAACCUCUGGCCUCCUACAACAUCGGCUCAUUCUCAUCAGGAACUGGGGCUGGGGCGAUUACCAUGGCGGCAGCGCAAGCAGUCCAAGCAACAGCUCAGAUGAAAGAAGGACGAAGAACGUCAAGUUUAAAAGCCAGUUAUGAAGCAUUUAAAAAUAAUGACUUUCAGCUGGGAAAAGAAUUUUCAAUGCCCAGGGAAACAGCUGGCUAUUCAUCUUCUUCGGCACUCAUGACUACAUUAACACAGAAUGCUGGUUCAUCAGCAGCGGACUCACGAAGCGGGAGAAAGAGCAAAAACAACAAGUCUUCAAGCCAGCAGUCAUCAUCCUCGUCCUCUUCCUCUUCCUUGUCAUCAUGUUCUUCAUCAUCAACCGUUGUGCAAGAAAUUGCUCAACAAACCACGGUAGUACCAGAAUCUGAUUCAAACAGUCAGGUUGAUUGGACUUAUGACCCAAAUGAACCACGAUACUGCAUUUGUAAUCAGGUAUCCUAUGGUGAGAUGGUGGGCUGUGAUAACCAAGAUUGCCCUAUAGAAUGGUUCCACUAUGGGUGUGUUGGACUGACAGAAGCACCGAAAGGAAAAUGGUACUGUCCACAGUGUACCGCUGCAAUGAAGAGAAGGGGCAGCCGGCACAAAUAGAGGUGCUCGCCUCAUGUGAGAAAGGAAAAACUUCAACUAAACAUUUUAUAUAGGACUUUAAAGAAGAAAAGAGAAAAAAGAAACAAUGCAUUUCUAGGCAACCACUUAAAGGAUUUACAUAGACAAUCCUGUAAGAUCUUGAAUUUGAAUUUUAUGGGUUGUAUUUUAAUAAUGUAAGUAAAUUAUUUAUGCACUC
Phyllostomus hastatus (greater spear-nosed bat) is the source of this 1573-nucleotide messenger RNA. RefSeq names its product inhibitor of growth family member 3 (gene ING3). Gene Ontology annotation, biological process: regulation of DNA-templated transcription. The record is from RefSeq and is a predicted model, not a curated record. The coding region runs from base 124 to 1377 and encodes 417 amino acids. NCBI's taxonomy places the organism in Eukaryota, Metazoa, Chordata, Mammalia, Chiroptera, Phyllostomidae. Gene Ontology annotation, cellular component: NuA4 histone acetyltransferase complex. The transcript is spliced from 12 exons.